This is a messenger RNA of Strongylocentrotus purpuratus (purple sea urchin), 3478 nucleotides long. RefSeq names its product adenosine deaminase AGSA. Lineage: Eukaryota; Metazoa; Echinodermata; Echinoidea; Camarodonta; Strongylocentrotidae. Gene Ontology annotation, biological process: inosine biosynthetic process; adenosine catabolic process. The transcript has 10 exons. The record is from RefSeq and is a predicted model, not a curated record. Gene Ontology annotation, molecular function: adenosine deaminase activity. Bases 492 to 2090 code for a protein of 532 amino acids.
UAAUUUUCUCAAAUAUGCUUUUGGAAAAAAGUAAAGUUCAAGAGUUUGUAUUUAAAUUGGCAAAGUUGAAUAAACAUGAUAAAACUUUUGACCUAUCGGAUGUAAUCUUCACCCUUAGCCAAGGUCAGGUGAUAUCGGACAAAGCGCGCGCUUUCAAAUCAGCUGUUACAUAAUUCCCCGAGCUUUGUUUACAUGACUAACCUGAAUCAAGCGCUGCGUGCAUAUGCGUGCUUUAGGCGGCUUGUUUAGCUUCCUGUAAUUCCUGACGCACUCACCCUAACGUGUAAGGUCAGAUCUAGAUCUCAGCUCUGUCAGAGUACGAUUAAUUUACUGUGUGCUAGUGGAGCUGCCCUACCCUGCACUGCCACUGCAUGCUGCACUGCUCACAAUAUAUUCUCAGUUUCUCACUGCUCUGAACUACUGAAGUGCUUUGUCUGGAUUUUUUUUUGCCGGGUGAACGAGUCUGUGAUUUUUGAAGACGUUAAAAAAGGAUGGAGAUUCUUAAUCAACAAUCCUGGGGCACUCUCCUACUAGCCUGUGUGAUAGGACUAUUAAUCUACUCGAUGGAAGUUGAUGGUGAACCCGUUGCAACGUACCUUGGCCAAAGGAACCAGUUCCUGAAGAGCGAAAUCGGGGAGGGCGUUGGAGCCAAACUGGUCCUUAAUGAGAAAGAGAAGAGAGUGGACGAUAUUUUGCUAGCAGCGAAGAGGAAAGAGGUCGCACAGGGUUUUUCAGAGACUUUUCCACCGACAGUGAACUUCUUAACAGGAAAACCGUUGGUUGAAAAAAGUGCUGUAUUUGACAUCAUCAAGAGGAUGCCAAAAGGGGGCAUCCUUCACAUCCACGAAAUAUCGAUAGCCGACCCUUGGUGGGUGGUUCAGACCAUCACCUAUCUCCCGCACCUAUACUACUGCGUCUCGGAUGAUUAUUUCUCGUCCCUCCGCUUCAAGUUUGCCGGGACCGUGCCGCAGGAAAAGCCGGUAGCAUGCAAGACGGAAUGGGCCCUCGUCUCUGAGUCGAGAGCAGCACUGGGUUCCUCUUAUUUUGAUCAGUUACUGUACCACAACCUGACAAUGGUUACCGAUCAACCCGACGAGGUGUACCCUAACACCACCAUGUCCUGGCUUCGGUUCCAGCAAGCUCUUUUAUCUUUGACAGACCUGUACUUCAGCGUGACCUCGUUUGACCUCUUCGUGAAGCAGAGCCUUCUGCAGAUGAUCCAGGACAACGUCCAGUACGUGGAGAUCAGAACGGUGCUAUUUCCGCUUCAGGAAUUGGAUGGGACAAUUCACCCACCCGAGUACACCUUACAGCAGUAUAUCCGGAUUGCUGAAGAGUUCAAGCAGCAAUACCCAAAUGAUUUUGCAGGACUCAAAAUAAUAUCAUCUUCCAUCAGACACCCAGUCAAUAGACCUCUCAUCAAGGCCCAGGUCCAGCUUGCUAUGGACCUACGUAAGAAGUACCCAAACUACUUUGCUGGUUAUGACCUGGUUGCGCAGGAGGAUGGCGGUGGACCUUUGGUAGACUACCUCAACGAGCUUCUUUAUCCAUUAGAGGUUGGAUCUGACCUACCAUUCUUUUUCCAUGCCGGUGAAACAAAUUGGCAGGGUACGUUUGUGGAUGACAAUCUUAUUGAUGCGGUUCUCCUCAAUACAACUCGUAUUGGACAUGGCUAUGCCAUCAAUAAACAUCCUGCUGUCCUGGAGGUCGUGAGGUCAAGGGGCAUUGCCAUAGAGCUAAACCCAAUAUCAAAUCAGGUGCUUCACUUGGUGCAUGAUUUGAGGAACCACAUAGGAGCUAGUCUUAUUGCCGAGGACUACCCAGUGGUCGUCAGCUCGGAUGACCCCGCAGCCUGGGGGUCGUUGCCCCUGUCACAUGACUAUUACAUGGCUUUCAUGGCCAUGUCCAGAGAAACUACAGGGUUGACGCUUCUCAAGCAGCUAGCUUUGAACACGUUCAAGUACAGUGCCAUGACAGCAUCUGAGAAGGAAGCAGCCAAUGAUUUAUGGCAAGCCAAAUGGAAUAUCUUUCUGGAUGAGACACUUGCUAAGUAUGAACUUACUGAGACUAUGCCAAAAGAGGAGCUGUGAGUAUAGAGAGUAAGGUUGAUGCAUUGGUGCUAAUGUUUAGUCAAUUAGUCUUAAAAUAUUUGAAAGUGGAGGUGCUAAUAUUUAGCUGUUAAAGUACAUGCAAGUAUCAGGUAUCUAGUUUAUUUGUUGUCUUCCAGAAAUUACAUGUAACAAAAUAUAACAGAGUAUAAUCAUAACAGUACAAUAUAGAAUAAAGAAAGACGAGGAGACCUUGGUUGAGGCACAGCUUGUCAACUUAAGGCCCCCUCACGUGAUGUGACAAAGAUAACUAAUUCAUGAAUACAACAACAAAUAAUACAUGGAAUAUAUAAAGCUAUUUACAAAAUACACUCAGAAAACAACUUCCCAAUGAUGCAUUGACCACAACAAGUAUAACAGAAGAUGAAUCCAUCUUUAGCUCUUAUAGUUUCUAAAUCAUUUUUUAAAUCAUUUUUAUUGAACACCCUGUAUAUAUGAUUCCCCUUCAUUUAUUAUGAUUAUUAGCUAUCAGUGAUUUGGUAUCGCCUAUGCCUGGGAAGGGAAAAGCAACCUGAAUUACAAAUUUGCAAUGGCCCUCGGGUCACUCCUCCUCAGGGAAAAAAUCAAUAUUUAUUUCUCGGGGGCUACUUUUCAAGCUUGCCUGCAUAAAAAUAACACUCUAAAAUUUGUUUUGCAUUGAACUCUAUGCAAAUUUACGAGGACUCUUUUGGGCAUUUCGGGGGCAAAUUCGCCUCGAGCCCCCUUGUAUUUUUUCACUGCUCCUCCUGGUAUAAAAGCUGUAUUUGAAAGGCCUGGGACGAAUAGCAAUUUUACUAUUCAAACAUUCAUGCAAUUUCAUGCAAACUGCCAUCUGCACACAGGUAUUAAAAUAUUUAAAAUAUUUGAAAUACCAAAUACCAAAUUGAAUGCAUAAAUCUUUGUUUAGCACCAUGUUACAAAUUAUUUCAUUCACCUGUUAAUUAUAACUGUAUCCCGAUAGUCGGAAUACGAAUUGCAUACAAUGCAAGUUGUUAGGCAAGACAAGCUAUAAUGUUUGUCCUACCUAGCAACAAUUAAUGUAACGAGGCACUUAACAAAGAUUUGUGAAUUAAAUUUGAUUGCAUUACGAAAAUGGCCUAUAAAGUGUUAUCUAUUUUGUAAAACUUACGGUAUCCAAUAUCAUGUUUGCAAGGUGUCGAUAAGGAGCUUUUGUAGUGAGAUAUUGUUAUAUCAUGAAAAAUAUGAGAAAAAUUUGGAUAUAUACUGUUAAAACCUCUGCCAACAAGUAAUUUUUUUUUACACAAGAUCAUGUAAACAAUGAUGCAGUAGUUGAAAUAUAAUAUGAAUGCAUAAAUGUAAAAAUGUUAUCAAAUUUUAUUAUGAAGUUGGAUUGAAUAUGCAAAACGAGCUAUCAUAAAAUGAUGGGCAUU